UAAGAUUGAUAUGCACAAAAACAAUUGUUAAUUGUAUAAAUCUAGCACACGCGAAAAAUGAAAACCAAGUAAUGAAUCAAAUGAUACUUGAAUGAUAUUUUCUUGUUAUCAUGAGGCGAGUGCAAUUUGACCGGAGCGUACCGCCUCAAUCUAGUAGUCGUGCUGCAACUCACCAGCCAAUCACAGCUUACCAGCCGAGCUGGGUUACGACUCAUGACGGCGAACGAAUUUCGUCAAAGUACGAUUCAAUUCAUACGAAAUUACCUCAGUACGAACAACAUAGAGAAGUCGACGGCUGGCAGUUUGACCUCAACCCUGCAUAUAUUGACAACUAUCCCCUACAUUACGACCCUUCGCAGCCAUUUUUACAAACUCAGUAUCGGCUAAAUGAGCAACCAAGAACUUCGAUUUUUAAGACCAACCAGCCAAUUGUUUUGACAAGCCACGACGAAAUACCGACCCAAAAAUACACUCCUCAUGUAGUUGAAGAAAUAAAUGAUGGUUCCAGUUGUACAGCAAACUUUCCUACUUUCUCCAAUUUUGAGGAACUGAAUCUUGUAGGGAACGUUCAGCAGAGAUUUCGAAGAAUUGGAGAACCUUCCGAGAGAUCAGAGAAGGAUCAAUCAAGAUCAGUCAGAUUCGAUGAAGUUAUAGCCGGACCUAAACCAAUCAGUUAUCUGAGCUCAACAGUUCCAGGAAACUCAAAACAACCUAAGCCAAGCCAGAUGCCGAUUAGAUCAUCGGCAAGAAGACCACGUGAUCGAUCGUUAAGAGAAAGUUUGGCAGGAUAUUCUGAUCUCAGCUUUGCGUCUCAAAGGUCAAAUGACGUGUCAACUUCAGCAGAAGAUAUAAUCAGGACGGGACCAAGAUGGCGUCGGGUUCAGGAUAACCCGGUUGUCAUACCCUAUGACGACAUCGAAAGUUACGAGAAAGAGUUUUUCAUAUUUUAUACCAAGUUCAAAGAUCCAACUUUUCCGCAUAACUUACCAAGGGGAAUCCGAUGGUACAAUGUCCCUACAAAUUGGGAAAGUGUGCAUCAAGGUGGCUUACGAGUUUAUCCCAAAAGUGGUACCGACUUUUGGCAGCAGACUUAUUUUGGAAACGACGAAAGCAAAGAUUCUGGACACUUUUUAUACUUACCAUGCACACAUUCCAAAGUUCUUUUAGAAACUAGUUUGACUCUGACACCUCGCGACCAGAAUGAUCAAGCUGGGGUUAUGAUUCGGUACGAUAGGCGAAAUUGGAUCCGAGCUGGACUUGAAUUUAUAGAUGGUUGCUACCAACUAACUUGUGUGUGUACUAUAAACGGCUUCAGCGAUUGGUCAAUUCAGGAACACAAAGGCGGCAGGUCAAUUGAAUUCAAACUCUACGUUCUAGACGAUGAUGUCAUAAUUGAACAUAGAAGUCCUCACUCUGAAAAUAACCGCAUAUGGAAAAUUCUGAGAGUUGCCCAUUUGGACACCAAAAAUAUUCUACCCAAAGCCAGUCAACCAGAAUAUGAAAGGACAGAAACCGGGCAGAGAAUUCACCGAAUGGUCGGACUUUACACGUGCAGACCUUCGAACUCAGCUUCUGACGCAAUAAGUUACGUAACUUAUUAUUUCAUGAGUGUAAGACACUGUGAACAGUACGAAAGAAAUGAGCAAGAGGAGCCUCUUCAAAUUCCAGACGAUACCUACGGAAACUUCCGCAAAAUUGCAGGACCAUUUAUAGCAGACGAAGAUUAUUUUAUUGAGCCUGAUCAGCCCAAGAUAAAAACUUUUGAGAUUUACUGAUGCUAAAACAGUUUGAUAGACAU
This is a messenger RNA of Symsagittifera roscoffensis, 1798 nucleotides long. RefSeq lists its product as uncharacterized. Bases 111 to 1775 code for a protein of 554 amino acids. The record is from RefSeq and is a predicted model, not a curated record. NCBI's taxonomy places the organism in Eukaryota, Metazoa, Xenacoelomorpha, Acoela, Convolutidae. The transcript has a single exon.